AUGGCUGUAGGAAACAACACUCAGCGAAGUUAUUCCAUCAUCCCGUGUUUUAUAUUUGUUGAGCUUGUCAUCAUGGCUGGGACAGUGCUGCUUGCCUACUACUUCGAAUGCACUGACACUUUUCAGGUGCAUAUCCAAGGAUUCUUCUGUCAGGACGGAGACUUAAUGAAGCCUUACCCCGGGACGGAGGAAGAAAGCUUCAUCACCCCUCUGGUGCUCUAUUGUGUGCUGGCUGCCACCCCAACUGCUAUUAUUUUUAUUGGUGAGGUAUCCAUGUAUUUCAUAAAGUCAACUAGAGAAUCUCUGAUUGCCCAGGAGAAAACAAUUCUAACUGGAGAAUGCUGUUACCUGAACCCCUUACUCCGGAGGAUCGUAAGAUUCAUAGGAGUAUUUGCGUUUGGGCUUUUUGCUACUGACAUUUUUGUAAAUGCCGGACAAGUAGUCACGGGGCACCUAACGCCAUACUUCUUGACGGUGUGCAAGCCAAACUACACUAGUACAGACUGCCGAGCCCACCACCAGUUCAUCAACAACGGGAACAUUUGUACCGGGGACGUGGAAGUGAUCGAAAAGGCUCGGAGAUCCUUUCCCUCCAAACACGCUGCUCUGAGCGUUUACUCCGCCUUAUAUGCCACGAUGUACAUCACAAGCACAAUCAAGACGAAGAGCAGUCGACUGGCCAAGCCAGUGCUGUGCCUCGGGACCCUCUGCAUGGCCUUCCUGACGGGCCUCAACCGGGUCUCCGAGUAUAGGAACCACUGCUCCGAUGUGAUCGCAGGCUUCAUCCUGGGCACUGCUGUAGCCCUGUUUCUGGGAAUGUGUGUGGUCCAUAACUUUAAAGGAACACAAGAAUCUACUUCCAAACCCAAACCCGAGGAUCCCCGUGGAGUACCCCUAAUGGCUUUCCCAAGGAUAGAAAGCCCUCUGGAAACCUUAAGUGCACAGAAUCACUCUGCUUCCAUGACUGAAGUUACCUGAGACGGCUGACGUAUCACAAGCUGUUUUUUUUUAAUCACCCUCCAAUUCGAUACUUCAAGACACACAGUUACUUGAUGUCAAACUGUGAAGACAAGUAUUAUGUUUAUCUAGUUAGAGGCUAAUGUUUUGUACAUUUUUGUAUGAGGAAGUGAUGUAGCUUGCCCUGAUAUUUUUUUUUUUGAUCAGCUUUAAUAUAUUCAUGCCAGAAUUUCAAACCAACAAAAUUUUCUUCUUGUUCAAGCGUGCAUUGAAGAACCACAUUUAUUCAACAAUUGAUGUUGUUUUGUGAUAUUUGUACACAAACCUUCUUUUCUCAGUUUUAUAGACACAGAAAUAAAAUUAAUAUAACAAUUCACUUUA
This is a messenger RNA of Pteronotus mesoamericanus, 1338 nucleotides long. RefSeq names its product phospholipid phosphatase related 1 (gene PLPPR1). Gene Ontology annotation, biological process: phospholipid metabolic process; phospholipid dephosphorylation; signal transduction. The transcript is spliced from 7 exons. NCBI's taxonomy places the organism in Eukaryota, Metazoa, Chordata, Mammalia, Chiroptera, Mormoopidae. Gene Ontology annotation, molecular function: phosphatidate phosphatase activity. The coding region runs from base 1 to 978 and encodes 325 amino acids. The record is from RefSeq and is a predicted model, not a curated record. Gene Ontology annotation, cellular component: plasma membrane.